Gongylonema pulchrum is the source of this 339-nucleotide messenger RNA. The record is from the annotation of a GenBank genome assembly. NCBI's taxonomy places the organism in Eukaryota, Metazoa, Nematoda, Chromadorea, Rhabditida, Gongylonematidae.
AGCGCCAGCAGCAGUAUGGAAUCGCAGUUCCAGUCGGAUUCGUUUAAGCGUUUUGAGAUGUUGCUGAAGAAGACUGAGACUUUUUCGCAUUGUCUGAGUGCGGGCGACGUUGAAAUGGCGGGUGCCCGUCAGAUAUUCGGAAUGGCAUCACUGAUGCCUAAUCUAGAGUCGCUUAAUCAGAAAGAUGUUGCAUCGAAGAGCUCGAAAGGUGGUCAUCAGCGCAUUGAAACGGAAGGUGAUCAUCGGCAUCGUAAGACGGAAAAGGAGGAGGACGAGGAGCUGAUCAAUCAAGUGAAAAGGAGUGAGACACUCGUUCGCCAUGUUUGUUUGCAGCUUUGA